UUGGAUACUAAAUAAAGAAAAGUGUGCGGAUUUUUGGUUGGUUAAUUUGUUAAUUAGGUGUAAUUCAGUAAAUGUGUGUGUGUGUGUGUGUGUGUUUUUUUUGUGUGUGUGAGAGAGAGAUGUGUUUCUAUAUGAAAUAAGUAGACAGCAAAGCUGCGGGUAGACAAAAUCGUGUGGGUUUAGGGAGCUUUUUCGUUUGUGUGUGUAUGUAUGUUUUGUUCUGUUGUCUAUGUGUGGAAUCUGAAACCACUGUGGGAGUGUGUGUGCUGCACUGAAUGCGUCCUCCUAUCACACACUUCCUCAAACAAGCGCAGAGCUGCCCCUCCUCCUCCUUCUCUCCCUCUCUCUCUAUUUCUCUCCCUCUCUCUCUAUCUCUCUCCCUCCCUCUCUCUCUCCCUCUCCCUCUCUCUCUGUCAGUGUCUCUCGCCCAUCCUUGUGUCUGAUAGAGAGGAUAGACGACUUCACUAGACUGUAGUGCUUGCUUUAUGUGUGUCUGUGUGUGUGUGUGUGUGUACGACACGAAGGGACCCGUGUGCCACUGCUGAGAGCACGAACACAUACACACACACACACAUACAUACACACACACUCCUACUUUUCACACACACACACACACACACACACACACACACACACACACACUCUGCUCCCCACCAGAACCCAAGUGUAUGCAGAUGGUGUGAGCUGUCAGGCAAAAAGUUUAUGACAGCUCGCUCUCUGUCUCAGUGUGCGUGAGUGUGUGUGAGUGUAUGUGAAUGUAUGCGAGUGUGUGUGAGUGUGUGUGAGUGUGUGAGUGUGUAUGUAUGAGGCUACGGACUGUACUCUCUAACGGACUCUGGAACACCUUGCUCUCUGUUUGGACUUUCUGUGUCUCUGAGAUUUUCUGGAGGAGUGGAUCGGGAUCAGAGUGUUUCCAGUGUGUGAGUGUGUGACAGCAGUGUGGAGUAGUGGAGAUGGAGGAGCAGGCGUCCACCUUGGGCGUCACCCCCCAGCAGAAGGUGCUGCGCUGUGGUUGGCUCAGGAAGCAGGGCGGCUUCGUCAAAACAUGGCACUCACGCUGGUUUGUGCUGCGAGGAGAACAACUGUACUAUUACAAAGAUGAGGAUGAGAGCAAGGCACUGGGUGCCAUCUUCUUGCCGGGUAACCGUGUCACUGAACAUCCCAGCAAUGGAGACGAACCCGGCAAGUUUCUGUUCGAGGUCGUUCCAGGGGGUGAUAGAGAGCGGAUGACGUCCAAUCAUGAGACGUACCUGCUCAUGGCCAGCACACAGAAUGACAUGGAAGACUGGGUUAAGACCAUCCGCAGGGUCAUAUGGGCCCCGUUCGGAGGAGGUAUUUUCGGUCAAAAGCUGGAGGAAACGGUGCGGUACGAGCGGCGGUACGGGAAUAAACUGGCCCCCAUGCUGGUGGAGCAGUGUGUGGAUUUUAUCCGACGCUGGGGUUUGCAGGAGGAGGGUCUAUUCCGUCUCCCCGGCCAGGCCAACCUCGUCAAAGAGCUGCAGGAUGCCUUCGACUGCGGCGAGAAACCAGCCUUCGACGGUAAUACCGAUGUGCACACAGUGGCAUCUCUGCUGAAGCUCUAUCUGAGGGAGCUUCCUGAACCGGUCAUCCCCUUCUGCAAGUACGACGAGUUCCUGGCCUGCACCAAACUGUUUAGCAAGGACCAGGAAGCAGGAAUGAAGGAAUUAAGGAGACAAGUGGAAAGUCUACCUCUAGUCAACUAUAAUUUACUAAAAUACAUAUGCAGGUUCUUAGAUGAAGUGCAGUCUUACUCAGGAGUGAAUAAGAUGAGUGUGCAGAACCUGGCUACGGUCUUCGGUCCGAAUAUUCUGCGGCCCAAAGUGGAGGAUCCUGUGGCAAUAAUGGAAGGUGCAGUCCUGGUGCAGCAACUCAUGGCCGCUCUCAUCGGCCACCAUGCCGCUCUUUUUCCCCCAGACGAGGACAGUCCUGUUGCUCUUGAGUCGUGCAACAACAACAACGAUCCCCUGAAACGCUCCACCACUGGACAACUGCAAAAUAAAGAGAAUAACAACACCACUAGCGUUCAUCAGUGCACCUGGGAGGCGCCUGACUCUCCCGGACGGGCCUCUCUGGAUAACGGCUCACCUCGUUCAGUCAGCCCAAGAAACGUUCCUGCUGUGGCGCGCUUUGAAGUGACCCGAAGCCCUCCUCUGACUGUAAAGAAGAACCCGGCGUUCAUCAAAGGCAGUGGCAUCGUCACCAACGGCUCCUUCAGCUCCUCGUCAUCAUCCUCAGCAGAGGAAAAGAGUCCGACCCUGGUGGGUAUGGGUACACUACAGAUGCGUCGCACUGGCGCACUCAAAUCUCCAGGUACCAAGAUGGGUGUGCAGAAUGGCGGAGUGAGGAUGGGCGUGUGCAGCACGGACAUUGUCAACGGGACCCUCAACAGCCGAAACGGACUUUGGUCUCCUCCUGGAGGUGUGACACUGCGGGAGGUCAAAUGCCGUGACGGAGAGCAGCAACAGAACCGUCUCUCGACGUAUGACAAUGUUCACGUACAGCAGACGCCGUGCACGAGCAACAGCUGCGAGGACAAGCAGAGCGUGGACAGCGCUACCUGGUCCACAUCGUCUUGCGAGAUCUCGCUGCCGGACGUCUCUGCAUCCUGUCGCUCGUCCACUACUACAUGCCCCGAGCAGGAGUUUACCUUCGAGGACCCUUUGCUGGAUGAGGGUGAGAGGAGGAAUGCUAAUGCUAACGCCAACGCCAAUGGCGGAGGUCGAGGCAGCAGGGGUACGAGUAGCAGUGAGAACAGUGAGGUGGCAUUUCCUGUGAGCGGACACAGUGCCCUCCACAGUCUGGUGGCCAGUCUGAAGCAAGAGAUGCUCAAACAGAAGAGCGAGUAUGAGGCCAGGGUAAAGAGUCUGGAGCUGCGUAAUUUGGAGCUGGAAGCUGAGUUGGUGAACCUACAUGAGGAGCUGGAGCAGGAGCACAAGAAGUACACGAUGGUAGAGAUCAAACUGCGUAACGCCGAGCGUGCCAAAGACGACGCCGAGAAGCGCAACGAGAUGCUGCAGAAGGAGAUGGAGCAGUUCUUCUCCACCUUUGGAGAUCUGACCGCUGAUCCUCGCAGGCCGGAACGAGCCAACACCAUCUGGAUCCAGUGAGCAGGACUAUACCAAGAACUGGAUACCUGGAUGUGGAAAUCUUGGAAUGUGUAGGCUUCAAAUGUGACCGAACUGUCAAAAAUGAAGCUCAUUGAGCCAAAAUGUGAAAACUGGACCAGCCAAUAAUGGCAUAAUAAGAUUGUAACAGUGGGAGAACUGGUGGGAGAAACGGUUGGGGAGCUGAACAGGUGGAUCCAAGUUGGGAGUCGGAAGUUCUUUGGUGGUGAAGUUUGAAAACUGGAGAAUGUUUCUUUUCCCAAAGAAAGAAGGAUGUAAGAGAACUGUUGAAGAAACAUUAUGGGUAUUUGGUUGCAUUAUGGGUUAUUGAGCUUUUUAAUAGUCUAGAGCUUUACAUGAAGAAGAACCAAGAAUGUCACAUCUUCAUUUGUGAUCCCAACCAAAUCAUGUCCUUGAUCUCGGUUUCCUUGUUCCAUGUCCUCGUGUACUCUGUGUAUAUAAAACAAAGCAAUGUCGAAGAAUUUUGAUGCAAAACAAAUGUAUGUAUAAAAAGCAAACUGAAAUAUUUUAAUGUAUGUCUGAUAUUUAAACUGA
Messenger RNA from Ictalurus furcatus (blue catfish), 3680 nucleotides. It is a transcript of the gene arhgap24, whose product is annotated as Rho GTPase activating protein 24. Gene Ontology annotation, cellular component: focal adhesion. Bases 954 to 3128 code for a protein of 724 amino acids. Gene Ontology annotation, biological process: signal transduction; wound healing, spreading of epidermal cells; negative regulation of Rac protein signal transduction. Gene Ontology annotation, molecular function: GTPase activator activity. The transcript is spliced from 10 exons. The record is from RefSeq and is a predicted model, not a curated record. Lineage: Eukaryota; Metazoa; Chordata; Actinopteri; Siluriformes; Ictaluridae.